This is a messenger RNA of Lolium rigidum, 357 nucleotides long. Its product is annotated as heavy metal-associated isoprenylated plant protein 28-like. Bases 88 to 357 code for a protein of 89 amino acids. NCBI's taxonomy places the organism in Eukaryota, Viridiplantae, Streptophyta, Magnoliopsida, Poales, Poaceae. The record is from RefSeq and is a predicted model, not a curated record. Gene Ontology annotation, molecular function: metal ion binding. The transcript has 3 exons.
UAUAAGAGCCCUCCUCCAUCGACCUCAUCUUGUUCCCUUCUUCUUCCCCCUUCCAUCGUCUCGAAGGCAAGAUCGAUCGCCGGCUCAAUGAUGGAGAGCACCGAGCUGAAAGUGGAGAUGGUGGCGCUGCAUGAGAAGAGGGUACGGAAAUGCCUGUCCAAAGUGAAAGGGGUGGAGAGAGUGGAGGUGGAGGCGAGCAUCCAGAAGGUGGUGGUGACGGGGUACGCAAACCGGAACAAGAUCCUCAAGGCGCUCAGGAGGGUCGGGCUCAGGGUGGAGCUCUGGUCGCCACGAAACGAGCUGCUCAGCGCUUACGCAGCCGGGAGCUUUGCCUUCAGCAACUACGGGUUCUUCUGA